UCUCUCUCUCUCUCGCCUCUCUUACACUUCUCCUCAGACGGAAGAGAAAACCAAAAAAAAAAUAUAUAUAAACCCCCCAGCCCCUGAAAAAUAAAUUCUCAUUCACAUUUUCAAAAAAUAUAUCGAUUUCCAUUUAUAGAGCACGAGAAACCCUACUCGAAUCACUCACGAACCCUAACCCCGUCUUAUUCGACCAUUUGUUUGUCCGGCAAUGGCGGCGGCGGCGGUGUCGUCUCAGGUGGCUCAACCCGUUGUUCCGGUGACGCAACAAUCUCCGGUGUCGGCUCCGGCUCCGGUGGGGUUCGGGAACGUGUCGCUGUACGUGGGCGAUCUGGACCCGACUGUGAACGAAGCGCAACUUUACGAUCUGUUCAACCAAGUGGCUCAGGUUGCUUCCCUCCGGGUUUGUAGGGAUCAGACCCGAAUGCACUCGCUUGGCUAUGCCUAUGUCAAUUACGCCACUCCACAGGAUGCUGCUAAUGCCAAGGAGCUUUUAAAUUUUGCUCCUAUAAAUGGGAAACCCAUUAGGAUCAUGUACUCUCAUCGCGAUCCCAGCAUUCGGAAGAGCGGAUAUGCAAAUUUAUUUAUCAAGAACCUGGAAAAAUCUAUUGAUAACAAGGCAUUGUUGGACACUUUUUCUGCCUUUGGGACCGUACUCUCUUGCAAGGUUGCAGCUGAUGCCAGUGGUCAAUCAAAAGGAUAUGGUUUCGUACAGUAUGACAAUGAGGAAUCUGCAAAUAAUGCAAUCAACAAGCUGAAUGGCAUGCUGAUAAAUGAGAAACAGGUUUCCGUUGGACCUUAUGUUCGACGCCAGAGGUCAAAUUCAUUUCAAAAUAUUUAUGUGAAAAAUUUGUCAGAGACAACUACAGAUGAAGACCUUAAGAAACUUUUUGGAAAAUCUGGUAACAUCACUAGUGCUGCAGUUAUGAGGGAUAAUGGAAAGUCUAGAUGCUUUGGCUUUGUUAACUUCGAAAACGCUAAAGACGCUGUUGCUGCAAUUGAUGAGUUUAAUGGGACAACUUUUAAUGAUAAGGUUUUGUUUGUUGGGAAGGCUCAAAAGAAGAUAGAGAGGCAGGCAGAGUUAAGAGCGAAGUUUGAACAGGAAAGAAUCAGCAGAUUUGAGAAGCUACAAGGUGCUAAUUUAUAUCUGAAAAAUCUUGAUGACACCAUAAAUGAUGACAAACUAAAGGAGCUAUUCUCUGAAUUUGGAACAAUAACAUCAUGCAAGGUCAUGCUUGAUCAUCAAGGAAUGAGCAAGGGAUCUGGAUUUGUUGCCUUUUCUACCCCAGAGGAAGCUAACAAAGCUUUGAAUGAAAUGAAUGGGAAGAUGAUUGGACGGAAGCCUCUAUACGUUGCUGUGGCCCAGCGGAAAGAAGAGAGGAAGGCUCGAUUACAGGCACGUUUUGCCCAAAUCCGAGCACCAAGUGGAAUGACACCUUUGCCGUCGGGAAUUCCUGGAUUUCAUCCUGGGGCACCUAGACUCUCCCCUCAGCAGCUGUAUUUUGGUCAAGGUACUCCUGGCCUUCUACCGCAUCAGCCUGCAGGUUAUGGCUUCCAGCAGCAAAUCUUGCCUGGGAUGCGUCCAGGUGUUGCUCCCAACUUCAUUAUGCCAUAUCACCUUCAGAGGCAAGGUCAACCUGGGCAGCGAUUUGGUGUACGCCGAGGCGGCAACUUCCAACAAGUGCAGCAGCAGCCGCAGUUAAUGCACCGUAACUCCAAUCAAGGCUUGAGAUACAUGGGUAAUGCUCGGAACGGAGUUGAGUCUCCUGUGUCUCCCCAAGGUCUUGUGAGUCCAAUGAUGCCUUUGCCCUUUGACGGUUCAGGUAUGCCUGUGACAUCAAGUGAUAUCCAGCGUUCUGGGCCAGUGCCUAUGUCAACACUUGCUUCUGCUUUAGCUUCUGCUACUCCCGAGAAUCAGCGUUUGAUGCUGGGAGAGCAGCUAUAUCCACUUGUUGAGCGUAUUGAGCCAGAACUCACAGCUAAGGUGACUGGGAUGUUGCUGGAGAUGGACCAGACAGAAGUUCUCCAUCUGAUCGAGUCUCCAGAUGCUCUCAAGGAUAAGGUAGCUGAGGCGAUGGAUGUCCUUCAUAAAGCUACAUCAAAGACUGAUGUCACCGAUCAGCUUGGUGCAUUGGAUCUGAAUUAGUCAGUACUCAUUCAUCUCUUUUUUUCGAAAAUUAUUUGGUCCGGCCCUCUUUUUCACCGGCCUAUACUAGUUAUUGCUGGUGGGAUUUUUUUUUCUCUUGGAUGAUAAUCGGAGGGUAUUCAAAGACCUAAGAAUGCUAGGAUCUUUUGCCAGUAUCUUAACUAGUUAUCAGUUCGCGGAUUAGUUCUUAUUCUUUUUCAUAUUUUGCUGUACUUGGACAAAACCAUGUUCAGCGUCUUAAAUAAAA
Messenger RNA from Rosa chinensis, 2393 nucleotides. RefSeq names its product polyadenylate-binding protein 3. The record is from RefSeq and is a predicted model, not a curated record. Bases 212 to 2146 code for a protein of 644 amino acids. The transcript is spliced from 7 exons. Gene Ontology annotation, molecular function: poly(A) binding; poly(U) RNA binding; mRNA 3'-UTR binding. Gene Ontology annotation, cellular component: ribonucleoprotein complex; nucleus; cytosol. NCBI's taxonomy places the organism in Eukaryota, Viridiplantae, Streptophyta, Magnoliopsida, Rosales, Rosaceae.